CGUUUAAACGUCCCAUGAUGCAAAGUAGUUUACCCGCCAUAACGACAUUUUUGCCUAACGCGUGUGUGUUGUGUGAAGCUUUGUGUGCGUCCGUGUUUUGAACGUUUAUUUGAACCCAUCCACAGUGAAUGUUGUUUGUUUCGGCCGUUGGUCUCACCCUGGCGCCGCCAUGCAGAGCACCGUUCGGUUUGAGUGCGAGCCGGGAGUAGAGGAGAACGACAACCCGAUGGACAGCGUCUUGGUGAGCUCGCCCGGCGACGACAUGCUGGAAACGACACAGGAGAUGGACAGCCCGGGCCCUGGGCCCUACCCUCUGCCCAGGAAGCUGGACUUUUCGCACAGCUCGGUGGAGUCCUCGCCGGAGGCCACGUCCUCGCCCACCUUCUCGUACCUCAGCCGCGGCUCGAGUUGCGCCGGCUCCAUUGUCGGGUGCACGGACUCGCCGCCCUACAAGCGGGUCAAGUCCCUGCGCCUGAUGGACUCGCCGGCCACGCCCAAGACCAUCCUGGAGAAGAGCUCCGCGCCCCUGACGCCCCUGCCGGUGCCCAGCGCCCGCGGGCGCCUGCUCCCCCUGCUGGAGAAGGAGCGCGAGCGCGACCUGGGUCUGAGGGGCAGGCCCAGGACGCCGUUGUCCCUGACCGCGGCCACCCAGGCCACGGCCCUAGCGCCGCAGGACAAGCUGGCCGCCAACCUCAAUCCCUUCACUCCCACCGGCAUGAUGCUCACCUCGAAGAAGCGUUCCAGGGCCAGCCUGAAUCAGAGCGGGUCCCCUCCUGGUACAAUAGUCCCUUCCAUCAAGGUUACCUCAGUAUCUGAUGAGUCAGACAUGGAGGUGGACCCACCUACAAAGAAACUGGCCUUGAGUGAUGCAAACAUCCCUCGGUACAAUUUGGAAUUCAUUGAAGACGAAUUGCUUGGAACUGGGGAGUUUGGCAGUGUUUACAAAUGCACGAAAAGACUAGAUGGUAUUGAAUAUGCUGUCAAAAAGAGCAUUCGACCAGUUACAGGGAGCAAUAAAGAGAAAGUUGCCUUAAAUGAGGUCUAUGCUCAUGCUGUGUUAGGCAAGCACCCCCAUGUUGUAAAAUAUUUUUCUGCAUGGGCUGAAGACAACCAUAUGAUAAUUCAAAAUGAAUAUUGUAAUGGUGGGAGUUUGGCUCAAGCAAUUGAAAGACACAAACAAAAUGGAACUAAAUUCACAGAGCAGGAAUUGAGACAGAUGCUCAGGCACAUUGGAGAGGGUCUUCGAUAUAUCCAUUCUAUGAAACUAGUUCACAUGGAUAUCAAGCCUGGAAAUAUUUUUUUAAUAAGAGAAAAAAGAUUGUUAUCUGUUGGCUAUGAUUCAGCAGAUGACACCACUGAAGAAGAUGAUACAGUGGAAGAAGUUACUUACAAAAUUGGUGAUCUGGGUCAUGUAACUUCAGUGACGAAUCCUCAGGUUGAAGAGGGUGACUGCCGCUACCUCCCUGCUGAAAUUUUGCAGGAAAAUUUUGAUCAUUUACCAAAGGCUGAUAUUUUUGCACUAGGUUUGACCAUGCUUGAAGCAGCUGGUGCUGGUCCUCUUCCGAAGAAUGGACCUCAGUGGCUUGAGUUGAGAGAUGGCAAGCUCCCAGACUUGACACAUUACUGCCAUGACUUCAAACAGCUCUUAACUGAAAUGAUUGACCCAAAUCCAGAAAGAAGACCAACAGCAUUUGCCCUGCUCACCCACAGGUUUGUGAGCCCUCUUGGCAACCUUAGCAAAGCUCAACUACAGAGAGAGUUAAAUGCUGAGAGACUGAAGAAUGUAUUGCUCUCUCGAAGACUAGAAGAUAUGACAAAGUGCAUUUCAAAUUUUGCCCCCCACAUCAUUGGUAAGCAGCAGCAGCAACAACAGGAAAUUAUUUCAUUUGGAAAGAGAAUGAAUACAAGAAGCUCAAGAUUAAUUGGAAGAAAAGCCAACAGGUCUCACAGUGCUUCAAGUCUGUGAGGUAAACAGUUCGUGGGUUCUUGGUCCGUGUGCUGAUAGCCUGUAUCCCCCGUCUUCUGGAGCUCCUUUUCUGUACUGUUGUAAGAAAGGGUCCUUGAUAGUUCUGUCGGUCAUGUUUCUUUACUUUGAAGUUGGGAUUACUCAUUAUUGAGGAGUAGUUUUUGUGAUUCUGGAGGAUAUUUUUUUUUAUGAGAAAGUUUGUAUUUUAGACAGAAAUAAGAAUUUUUCUUAAGGGAAUAUCUACCCUCCAUUUGUGAGUUUAUGGCUGUUAAAAUGCUAUUUUAAAUGUUUAACUACUUUUGCAAAGUUUUAAAUUUUUUUAAAUGACAAGGGCUGUUCUGGGUCAAGUCCAUUUCUAAUUGCCCUUUAAAUUUGGGUUUUACUUUAUGAUUCAGUGUUUUCCUUUUCUUAUGCAACUGUUCAUAUUUUUAAUUCUUUGAUGUAUCUGUAAAAAUGUAACCCCCAUGAUGCUGCUAAUGUGUACAUUUUGAGCUUGACAUUAGUGUUUGUCUUUCACAUCUGUAUAAAGUCAUUGUACAAUUCACUUCUUGCAACUACUGCUUUGUAUUUAUUUAGUCAAUAUUUCAUAGUAUGUUUUUAAGUAAUGAUUUCUGCAACAGGUGUCAUUUGGACCUAUUUUGUUGCAUAUUCUGUCUUGUCCCUUUUAUAUCUAAAUAUCUUUUGGAGUCCUUUACCCAGUGAAAUGCAGCAAAUACCUUUUAAAAAGUUAAUUCUAUUUUUGUGGUGACUCACCUUUUUACUAAUAUGUGUAUCCUACAUAAUAGGGUGGGUUGUGCUUCGUUACCACUUUUUUAAAUACAUGCAGUGAUUACAACAGUGUAAUGAAACUCCAGGAAUGUCAUGGCUAUUGUAGCAUGUCAACGACCACUUUAGUCAUUCAUGUCUAACUUGUCACAUUUAACUACAUUCCAUUUUAUUGUUAACAAUUUUAAGUACCAAGUAAAUUUGUAGUUUUGUUGAAAAAACCUCUGGAUUGUGAGGCUAAUAUUUAUUUGAUGGUUAGUGUUGGACAUAGGGUAUGGCAGUGCUGUGAAAAGUGAUAGAUUUUAGUUACGUUUAUGGUGGUGAUAUGUAGUAGGCAAAUGUGGUUUGUGAUCUUAUCAUAUAUGUAUUAAGGGUUAUUUACUGUGGUUGUGGAACAAUUUCUGGGUGCGUGUCAUCCUUAUUUCAAGUGAUAGUGAGUUGUUUCCCCCUUAAGGAAUUUUUAAGGCUGAGUUGUAGAUAUAUUUUUGUCAGUUAUUAAGUUGAGAAUAGUCAUUUUCUGAGUAGAUUGAAAGCACUUCUCACUGUGAAAAUCAGUAUCAGUACUGUACCUUUUCUAGGUUGCUAAUCUAUUAUGAUUUAAUCUUCUCAGCCAAGGUUAAGACAGUGACAAUUGCUUUCAUUCUAAUCAUUUUGUGAAUGCUCAAUUGCUUUAUAAUGGGAAGGGCUAGUAUUUUAAGAUCUAACUUGUUAAAUACGAACAUUCUAGUGAGUUUUGAAGAAUUGUGGCUGUCAUUUCAAGUGUCUUACACUCAAAGCCUUUGAUUAUCUAGUUGUGCUGACACAGUAAUAGGAUGGGUGGCAAAUUAAAUUGCCCACUAUUACUCAAAGCACUUAACUGUAGUAUUACAUGAAUUGCUUUAUAGUCAAUGAAAGCCAAAUUACCUCAAGUGCCUUUAAUUACCAUGAAUCGGUUGUAUCACUAUUAAUCAUUUGAGGAUUUUCUAAUCACCGAAGUUUAGAUUGACUUUUCUUUAUUUUGUUCUUUGGUCCUUAAUUGAGAAGAAUAAAUAGGGUAAGUCAUCUUAAAACGGUUACAAGAAGUGCCUACUUGCACUUUUUUUGUAACAAAUUAAAAUAGCCCCAAAUGAAAUCCUUCUUGAGUGGUUCUUUGUCACAUAUUGUGAUAACUGAAGUCUUCUCAAAAUCACAUCCAUCUUGAUAAAAUAAUUAUUGUUGGCUGUCUAUUGUAGUUGCCUGUCAUUAGUUGUCUGUUAGUUGCCACUCCGGACCCAAAUCUUCUCUUGUGUGGUAAAUUGUCUGAAAUUAUCAAAAAAAUUCAAUCUGUAAACUGAAUUGUACUAUCAACAUGUGUAUGUAUGUGAUUAAUAAAAUUUAUUACCCUGAA
Molecule: messenger RNA, 4097 nt
Organism: Frankliniella occidentalis (western flower thrips)
Lineage: Eukaryota; Metazoa; Arthropoda; Insecta; Thysanoptera; Thripidae
Gene: Wee1
Product: wee1-like protein kinase
Exons: 6
Coding region: 170-1966 (598 amino acids)
Biological process (GO): protein phosphorylation; mitotic cell cycle
Cellular component (GO): nucleus
Molecular function (GO): magnesium ion binding; non-membrane spanning protein tyrosine kinase activity; ATP binding
Source: RefSeq, a predicted model, not a curated record